Fundulus heteroclitus (mummichog) is the source of this 1103-nucleotide messenger RNA. RefSeq lists its product as uncharacterized. NCBI's taxonomy places the organism in Eukaryota, Metazoa, Chordata, Actinopteri, Cyprinodontiformes, Fundulidae. The record is from RefSeq and is a predicted model, not a curated record. Bases 264 to 1064 code for a protein of 266 amino acids. The transcript has 3 exons.
CAAACGUUACUGGUCCCAAACCAUCCAGGCCUUAAAGGACACCGCCGAGAAUAACCGCAGGUUCGCUGACCGUAAACGCAUCCCAGCCCCGAGUUAUCAACCAGGUCAACAAGUCUGGCUCUCCACCCGUGACCUCCCCUCCCGAGCAGCCUCACGCAAACUGUCCCCACGAUUCACGGGCCCCUACGAGAUAACCUCCAUACCCAGCCCCACGACUGUCCGUCUCCGCCUCCCAUCCCACUCCCGAGUUCAUCCCACGUUCCAUGUCUCUCAGAUCAAGCCAGUCAACUCCAGCCCCUUGUGCCCUCCGGCCGAACCCCCACCACCCUCCCAGGACCAUCAUGGACGUCAGAUCCAACGGAUCGUGGCCUCCCGUCGACGAGGUAAGGGGUUCCAGUAUCUCGUCGACUGGGUGGGCCGCGGUCCCGAGGAUCGGUCCUGGAUCCCGGGCUCCGCCAUCCCGGACCGCUCAUUCAUUGACUCGUUUCUCUCCUCUCGUCCGUCUACGUCCUCCUCUGGGCCGCCAGGUGGCGACCCUUGAGGGGGGGGUGGUGUCAGGACUCAGCUGGCAGGGCCAUGCAGCCUGUUGCCAUCUUUGCUUCGUCCACAGGUGUUCGCGGUUGGCUGGUGGGCGGAGUAGGCGCACCUGCAGCUCGUCAGCAGCACCGGAGCUGCACUAUAAGAUCUGCACUCGGACAGCGGGUGGAUGCCUGAGUGUUACCGUUGUGGUACCUCCUCGUGCUCCUUCGUCCUCCUUCGAGCUCCUCAGUCCUACUCGUGCUGCCUCUUGGGAUUUCCCCGUUCAUCUUGAGUGGAGCCUUGCUUCUCGGACGAGACGCACUCCCGACGACUCCCAGGUUCCAUCCGCUGUCCUGAAUCCUCCGGUGCUGCUCGGACCUCUCGCCCCGCUCUCAGCCGCCCGGACACCUACGACCAACAUUCAGCUGAGUCCACACUGCCGUCCUCCCCGGUCGGGUUUCUUGCACCUCGUGAUCGACCUGGUCCCCGCCGCCCGAGUUCCUGCCCGAGUAUCUUCCUGCCCGCAGAUUAGCUUCGCCGACUAGCAUUCUCGCCUGUGUAAACAAUAAACCUUUUAAAACUUA